Molecule: messenger RNA, 1095 nt
Organism: Trichoderma citrinoviride
Lineage: Eukaryota; Fungi; Ascomycota; Sordariomycetes; Hypocreales; Hypocreaceae
Exons: 3
Coding region: 1-1095 (364 amino acids)
Source: RefSeq, a predicted model, not a curated record
AUGGCAACCUCGCCUUCAAUCUCAGGCCCUUUAGACGCCCUGCAAUCGAUCAUCAAUGACGUGCUCGUGCAAACCGGCAAGGCUUUGCGGGCGUCCCGCAGAGACUCUCAGGGGAAUCUGACGUACGCCUAUGGGCCGACGCAGGCCAAGCUGCCAGAAACCAUUGAACAUUUCCACAUGACGCUUAACGACCUCGAGUCCGAAAUUUUGAGCGCCAAGUCGGCCUUGCUUAGAGACUAUAAUGAGCUGCAGGAAAAGAAGAGGCAAAUCUUGCUGCGGCCUACUUUUCAGGUAGACGGUCAGACAAAGCGGCCACCGACAGUCGAAAUGGCCACACCGCCAGAGCCCGUCUUCAAGGACGAACCCAUGGCGGAGGACACUGAAGUCAAGCCCAUGGCGCCCUUCCCCAACAUGAGCAUUGAUCUUGCGGAGCCCGAGCCCAUGGAGGUUUCGGCCAAGGAGAUCAACGGCCAGCAACCGCAGCAGAAGCAGCAACCACCACCACCCGGCGGCAUGAACGGGUUGAACGGAACUGCCAGCCCAGGACUCGUCCCUCAGCCACCCAUCGUUGAUCAAAAACCAAUGGUCGAGAUGCAUCCCGGACCUUCUGGCGCUCCCAAUCCGCCGGCAAUGCCAGAGCCAUCCGGAAUGAACUUUACCGACAUGGAGUUUACGCUUGCGGCGCCACCGGGCAGCGAGGCUCCCGGCCAGCAGCCCAACGCUUCAAAGGAGCCAUCAUUUGACAUGACCACAUUUGCACCGGCCGAUGGUGGUGGCGACGAUCUCUUGAACCUCAACCACCUUCUGCCGAAUGACCCGAACAAUCCGCCCGGCGCGGCUCCCCAACCGCAGAUGAAGAUGGAGGAGGUGAAGGCGGACGGAGGCGCCGCCACCACCGUGAAUACGGACUUCUUUGGCCCAGGGUCCGGGGCGGCCGACGGCAUGGACUUUGACUUUAGCCUGGGCGGCUCGGGCGACGAUACCUUUGACGACCUGAUGAACAACCGCGACAGCACCUUUGAGCUGAUGGAUGCCGGCGGCGACUUUGACACGGCCUUUUUCGGGCUUGACAAGGCGGAUGAGAAUCCAGCGUGA